Messenger RNA from Penicillium samsonianum, 888 nucleotides. RefSeq lists its product as uncharacterized. The record is from RefSeq and is a predicted model, not a curated record. The transcript has a single exon. Lineage: Eukaryota; Fungi; Ascomycota; Eurotiomycetes; Eurotiales; Aspergillaceae. Gene Ontology annotation, molecular function: protein binding. The coding region runs from base 1 to 888 and encodes 295 amino acids.
AUGGGGUUAGACAAUUUCCCCGAAGAACUCAUAGAGAUAAUUCUGAUAUCGGUACAUGACGAGCAGACACUCCUACUCGCCCAGCGAGUCUGUCGACGCUGGGCUCGUUGCAUCCAAGACUCCCGGGUACUCCAGCAAGCCCUAUUCUUUGAGCCUAUACAAGCCAGCCUCCCAAAGACAACCAUCCCACGACGAAACCCCUUACUGGCAGUAAAGUUUCCAUACUGGUUUCCCGAUGCUUGGCAAACAUCCCGCGAUACUGCAUUCGGGGCUGGGGACAUGCAAGAAUUUCUAGACAAACACGCCACAUGGCUCCAUCCAAGCGCAAGUUGGCGCCGAAUGUUGAUUCAACAGCCCCCGGCAAUGUCGCUAGGCUGGGUAGACCGCCAAGAGAACCUUACCAACCAGAUCUCUCUGCGCCGAUGGGAAAUUUCGUUGAAAGAGUACGGUGGACUUCGUAUGAACAUGCUUUACGACCUGGUUGUCAGGUCUUCAAAUGAGGCGGCAGCGUUCUUUUACUGGAGGAUGUAUUGGUGCCAUCCUAACCUGGAAAGGUGGUCUAUCUGGUGUAUUCCGGAUAUCCAGAUGGACAGGGAACCCUACUAUCUCGAAGCGAUGAUGUCGGCCAAUGCGCAGACGGAUAUCGUGCUUGAUACGUGGAACUCGCCGUAUCUUGAAGCUCAUCUUUGGUCGCAAUUUGGUGAGGAUAGUUGGACGUGGGACUUGGUACGAGGACUUCAAUCGCCGAUGGGAGAUGUGAAUCUUGAUGUGGUCUAUGGGUUGAGAAAGCAAAAGGAGGUUCGGAGCUGGGAAGUGCGCGUGCAGAGCGUGAGAGUACGGAACGGGAUUGAAUACCCUUUUCCGGAUGACGAUGAUCUAGACCUGUGA